Messenger RNA from Armigeres subalbatus, 1946 nucleotides. RefSeq lists its product as uncharacterized. The record is from RefSeq and is a predicted model, not a curated record. Bases 82 to 1926 code for a protein of 614 amino acids. NCBI's taxonomy places the organism in Eukaryota, Metazoa, Arthropoda, Insecta, Diptera, Culicidae. The transcript has 8 exons.
AACAAAAAAAAUAUUUAUAAUAACAUCUUCAAUCUCAUUAAGGAUUGUUCUCAAAUAAUUCAAUUUGAGUCUGCAUUUGCAAUGGAAUUCGAAUUCAAGAAUCAACCAUCAUCCGUCAUAAUAGAUGGAUAUGAGCUAGUUGAUAACUCAGAACCACAUCAUCCAUGUAAAAGUAUUGAAUUAGGACCUAAUUCAUAUGGAUACGCCUAUCACACUAACAGCACUCAAAACACGAACACGACAGUGGCACCUAAAGAGGACUACAAUUUCGAAGGGUUAUCCUUACUACUGAAGGAGUGGGGUUUAGACGCACUCUAUGGAAGAUUUGUCCAAAAUUUGAUUGACGUAAACGUGUUGGAAUACAUGAUCGAUGUAGAUGUUGUAGACUUAUGUAAGGACUUUCCAAUGCGCUAUCGUCUAAUUUUGCGCCACAAACUAAAGCAAAAGAGUUAUCAUAGAGCGUUUGUCGCAGAUAAUCAUCGAAACGAGCUGAUAAACGCAGUGUCACAUAAUAAGAGAUCGCAGACAUCAGUUGUAAUCGAUGGUACUCCAGCUAAGCAAUCAAAGCAUAACCAUCCAGAGCGAGAUACAACCGAAAAUUCUAAUGUCUCUACAAUCACGAUGCAACCAGUGGCUACAAAGUUGAAAAGUUUAGAACAAGCCAAAGAUUAUGCACAACAUCUCAAAGGUCAGAAAACUCUGGUGGAGAUUCUCCAGGGCUCAGAAAUGGGUCUCAAAUUUCUGGAUCAAUACAAGGUAGAGAAUGGGAAACGAAUCUAUUCCGCGGAAUCCAGGAACUAUAUUAAAAAGGCACUGGUAGAUUAUUACUUUCGAGCUGGACAGGGACACAUAGGGGCUCAUGAAUUCCAAGAAAUGGUUGCCCUAAUAAUGAAUGAGCUACCCGAUGAAGAACCUACUAUUUGGUUCUCACCUCCCACAGCCGAUUCGACAUGCAGUACGGGUUUAUUAUAUGGACGAUACAGAUACAUGAUGCAAACCAACAAAGAGUAUCGGAAGCAGAAAGAAGCAAAGCGAGUGCAGCAUUCGACUAUGUUGAUCCAGCAAGCCAAAGAAUCCUGGGAAUCACUUAACAGUAUUGAGCAAAAUGAGUGUUUAGUUGCGAAAACUAAACUCUGGAACAUAGACAUUGCUGAAACUGACGACGUUAUCGAGGCCUGGAAAACAUGCUACCCGUUGCGGCGAUAUGAAAUCGUUAUGGGCGUACUACAAAUCAACGAACUGCAACCGUUCACGAAUUUCUCAAGGAUGCAUGACUUGAUAACCUAUGAUUUUUCCCGGAUAUUAUCGAUUGAAGAAGAAAUCUUCUACAAUCGCGUGCCACACUUCGUCGAUCGUUUCAAAUCGGUUUACAUCGGAUACAAGGCAGUCAUUGAAGACGAUAAAGCAUUAUCACAAGCCAUUGUUUCGGCUUUCAGCGAAUCCUCCACCGAGUCAACGGAUAGAGUAUCUUUCCUUGCAUUUUAUUCGUUGCCUUACAUGUUACGACAGGGCUUCACUGGUAAGAGGGUAAAGAAAAAACGAAAAUUUGCAUUCGCAGAAGCUCGCGAUAGCUUCAUCACUCUCCUUCCAGCAAACUAUAUGAUCGAAGAAUGCAUUGAGAUGCGUAAAAGGAAAGCUUUGGAGAAUGAAGAGCGGAAUACACCAUUCAUCGUUAGCGUCGGUACGUUGCUCAGUGGUGUGCGGGAGAAUUAUGUUGUGCUGGAAGAAAUGAUUUUUCCUUGUGGAACUAUUGAUCGAGCAGUAGAUUUUCUAUUGAAGUUGUACACCGUGUUGCAUAUGGAGUACGCUCACGCGUGCGAAAAUGUUCUACGAUUUAUUCAAGGCUAUUUGUACGAAUUGAAAUUUGUAGGCGAGCGAAGUAAUACAUUCGCUACUGCUUUAAUUACUGAUUUUAAUCGUCUAUAGUAAAGAAAGGUAUUAAAAUA